This is a messenger RNA of Corythoichthys intestinalis (scribbled pipefish), 3915 nucleotides long. RefSeq names its product immunoglobulin-like and fibronectin type III domain-containing protein 1. The annotation marks the transcript as partial. The transcript has 21 exons. Gene Ontology annotation, molecular function: protein binding. NCBI's taxonomy places the organism in Eukaryota, Metazoa, Chordata, Actinopteri, Syngnathiformes, Syngnathidae. The record is from RefSeq and is a predicted model, not a curated record.
UGGGGAGCGUGCUGUAAGUCAUUGGCCAUUACAAGGAGGUCAAGAAUUCAUGGAGUUACGAUAACUCAGGUUGUCCAGCAAGUUCCGCAAGGAAAAUCAACACCUGACUUCACCCGGAAACCAAUGGCAAUGACCGUCCACGAAGGGAGAAGAGCUUUUUUCAAAGCAAUCGUCAGUGGCGAGCCAACACCGAAUGUCACAUGGGGGCGAAACAAGGGGGAUGUCAAUAACACAGAGAAGUACAAAAUUAGAUAUGAUGAAAAAGCCAAGGAGCAUGUCCUUGAGAUACCGAUAGCAAAAGCUGACCUUGCCGACACUUACAAAUGCUUUGCCACCAAUGAAUAUGGAACGGCUGUUUGCUCUGCCACCCUCAAUAUCAUUAAAGCAAAGGAGGAAGCGCCACAGGAUUUCAGAGCUAUGCUCAAGAAAACUGUUGUCGUCACCAAGAAAAAACAAUUGCCACCGAAGAAAGAAGGAGAGCUUGACCCUAAACUUUGGGAAGUGCUCCUCACCGCACCAAAGAAAGACUAUCAAAGAAUAUGCUUGGACUUUGGUGUUACAGACUUCCGAUGGUUGCUGAAGAGACUGAAUCAGAUGAAAAAGGAAAGAGCUGACGAACAGGCAAAAGUUGUUGAAGAUCUCGGGAACGUGAAACAAAUUGAAUUGAAACCAAACGGAAAAGCAGAAUUCAGCCUCAACAUGUCUUUACUGGAUCCUAACACCUCUAUUUACCUGUACAAGGACGGUACGGCAAUUCCAUAUGGAAACAAUGGAAACUCAAAGCACAGUCUGCAGAAGCGUGGAAACAAUUAUUGUUUCACCAUCAAAGAUCCCCAGCCAGAAGAUGCCGGUUUGUAUCAGGUUGAUGUUGGCGAGACAAACGUCCUUACGACCGACUUCCAAGUUCCUGAUGUGGAGUUUGUAGACAAGAUUAGUAACGUGAAGGCCUUGGAAAACAAAGACGCCUCUUUUCAAUGUGUUCUGUCAACACCAAUCAACAGAAUAAAUUGGUCAACACCAGAUUCUUCGCUUGAACAUGGCGAGAAAUAUGAGAUGAACACCUCAGAAGACAAAAUGACACAUACUCUAACAAUUAAAAAUUGUGAAACGACUGAUAAUGGAGCAUAUUAUGCAAUUGCUGGCAUUGCGGCAUGCAGUGCAUCUCUCUCAGUGGAAGCCGAUCCAAACGCCCAUAAAGGUCCAAAGGACGAAAAAGCCAAGCCUCAGAAUGACCAAGCUAAAUUGGCUUUGGAGCAGAAGCCACAAAUGGAGAUAGAAGACACAGACAAAAAUGGAGGACAAAAUGAGUCUUGCGGGAAGAUCAGCUCUGGAGAAGGUGAUGAAACUACAGCUAAGACUGAUAUAACCAAGGGUGAUGGCGCUGAUGACGUCUGGGAAACUGUUGUGAGCCAUGGUGAGGGAAAAGGCGAGAAUAAAAACCUCCUGGGAGGUGGAGAAGAUGAAAGUCAGAAAGUUGAUGCAGGCAGAAGGCGAUUGCAAGCAGGCCUAGCAGUCUCCAAAGCAACAAAAGAUGAAGGUGUUCAGUUUGUCAGCGGGCUGUCAGAUACCACCGUUAUUACUGAAGGACAGGCAGAGCUAUGCUGCAAAUUAAGCAAUGAGAACUCGGAGGGAAGAUGGUACAAGAAUGGAAAACUGCUCACCAAAAAGGAUGGGGUCAGGAUUGUCAAAGAUGGAGCCUAUCAUAAAUUUAUAAUUGACUGCUGCAAAAGUGAGGAUGUGGGUGUGUAUCGCUUUGAGUCAGAUGGACGUAAAUCGGAAGCCACGUUGAAUAUUCAAGAUCCACCAAAGAUUGAUGCCAGCUCUCUUGGAGAAUUCGGAAAACCAGUAAUUGUGAGAGCAGGCGAGACUGCUGAAUGGAACCUUCAAUUUUCGGGUGGACAACCGACAACCAUUCAAUGGAAUAAGGACAACGAUGAGCUUUUCCCUGCCCUCAAUGUGAAGAUUGAAAAAUCAGCCACUAAGAGCAAACUACGCCUUUUAAAAUGCCAAAGGAAGGACAGUGGUGAAGUCAGAAUAAAAAUAAAGAAUGAAUUUGGUACAAUAGAAGCAAUUUCCAAACUCAUAGUCUUGGACAAACCCACACCACCGCAAGGACCCGUUGACAUUAUGGAGAGUGCUGUGACAUCUAUUGAGUUCAAGUGGAAACCGCCAAAGGAUAAUGGUGGAUGUCCAGUCACUAACUACAUUAUAGAACGCCAGCAGGUUGGUCGUAACAAAUGGUCCAGUCUUGGGGAGAUCAGUGGCAGCAGUACGUUCUACAAAGAUUGCGAUGUGGACCCUGGAAGAAAAUACUGCUAUCGGAUCAGAGCAAGAAAUUUAGAAGGUGUUAGUGACUACCUUCAGACAGAAGACAUACCGGCCGGAGUGUUACGUUAUCCGGGAACCCCUUCAGCACCGAAAGUGGUCAGUGCCUCUAAAGAGUGCAUUAUUCUGGCGUGGAGUGCUCCAAGUGACACCGGAGGGACCAAAAUAAUGGGCUAUAAUUUGGAAAAAAGGAAAAAAGGCACAAAUUACUGGAGCCUUGUAAACCAAGGAGGACCAAUAAAGGACUCCAAGUGUGAGGUGAAAGACUUAUUUGAAGGGGCUGAAUAUGAAUUCAGGGUGUCGGCAAUCAACCUAUCUGGUCCCGGGGAUCCAAGCAUGCCUUGUGACACUGUAAUCGCCAGAGAUCCCAUGAAACCUCCAGGGAAAGUCACAGAUCUCAGAGUAACGUCGAGCGACUACACAACCUUGUCGCUAGCUUGGACUAAACCCAAGGAAGUGAAAGGGUUGCAGGAUGAAGCGCAGGGUUACUACGUAGAGAUCAGACCUGUAACGAGCCCUGAAUGGACCCGAUGUAAUGCCAUACCAAUUAUUCCCACUACUUACACUGUGAGGGGUUUAAAGGCCAUGGCCGCUUACUGGAUUAGAGUAGUGGCUACCAAUUAUGGAGGUGAUGGAGAACCUCAAGGCUUUGACAGUCACAUUACGGCCAUGCCCCCUCCUGUGCGGCCAAAGUUCAAAGACCGCAACAUGAAGAGCUUCGUAGUCGUGAGAUCGGGAAACACCGUGCGCCUCAACAUCCCCUUUGAGGCAUCACCCUUUCCUGAGGUCUCCUGGUUGAAAGAUGGUAUUUUAGUACCUAAGCACGUAACAGUCACCAACUCUGAUAAAGCGUCUCAAAUCUUGAUCCCCACAUCUGAGCGCACCGACUCUGGAGUCUACACCGUGAUCGUCAAGAAUCUCGUAGGUCAAGAAAGCUUCAACAUUGAAAUUAGAGUAACAGAUGACCCUAAGCCUCCAGGUCCAGUGGAGCUGGAGCAGAACGUCCCAGGAACAGUCACGUUGUCCUGGGCGCCCUCUCCAGACGAGAUGAAGGAUGACAGGCUGCAUUAUGUCAUUUCCAAGCGGGAUUCCUUCAAGCCAACAUGGAGGACAGUGGCAGAAAAUAUCUUCAACAACAGGUUUACUGUUGUGGACAUUGUGCCCGGGCGGCAAUAUCACUUCAGGGUGUAUGCUAAAAAUGACAUAGGCCUGUCCAUGCCAUCCGUAUCACCAGGGUUCGAAACUAAGAGGGACAGAGAAAAAUUCACGGUCAAAGAACCACCGAGAAAAUCUGUUGAUUUAUCGUCAGCGCCGUCUUUCAUCACACCACUGAAACGCCACAUGCCUCCAGAAGGCUAUGAAUGUCACAUGAGCUGCGCAGUCAAGGGCGACCCGGCGCCCCGCGUGGCCUGGUACCACGAUGGCGUGGAUCUGAACGUCAACAGCAACUACUACAUCACCAACGUGUGUGGAGUCUGCUCCUUGCUCAUUCUGAGGGUUGGCGCUAAAGAUGGCGGCAUAUACAAAGUUGUGGUGGAGAAUUACCUGGGGUCGGCCGAGUGCUCCAUGACGCUGAACGUUAGAGGGUAA